This is a messenger RNA of Myotis daubentonii (Daubenton's bat), 2227 nucleotides long. RefSeq names its product unc-93 homolog A (gene UNC93A). NCBI's taxonomy places the organism in Eukaryota, Metazoa, Chordata, Mammalia, Chiroptera, Vespertilionidae. The record is from RefSeq and is a predicted model, not a curated record. The coding region runs from base 559 to 1920 and encodes 453 amino acids. The transcript is spliced from 11 exons.
CAUUUCUUCUGCCUCCGGAGGGAAAGGAACAGCCACCAAACAGCUGAAGGGUGGUCGCUACAGUUUUGCUCCGAACCACAAAGAGCUAGGAGCGGCUUCCGUGUGGACACAGGGGCCACCAGUGGACGUUGAGAAACGCGCUCGCCCAGCCGCGCCGCUGGCCCCGCUCCCCGGAGAAGCAGCUGCUGAGCCAGGAAUUCACAGACAGGCCGGGCCGCCUGCGCCAGCGGCUUUCGCAACACUUCCCCGGGCCCUGCUGACGGCAGGAGAGCUCACCAGCACGGCGCCGGCCGGCUGGCACUCCGACGGCUCCGGGUUCAGCAGCCACGUGCCGCCACGGGGGCCGGAGGGUGAGCUGUCUGUCUCCAGGGACGUGUGUCCUUUGUUCCUCAAGACUGAAGUUCGCGCUGCGCACUGACCGUCUCUGUGGGCGUGGAGGGUGCCCUGUGUCCCUGCUGGUGCGAGCGCGCUCGUCUGUAGCGUGUGACGACUGUCUUCUGGAGCAGGACGCCAGCCCCUGGCUGCAGGACCACGUCUGGAAACGAAGGGGAGGGGACGAUGGACCGGAGCCUGCGGAACGUGCUGGUGGUGGCCCUGGGGUUCCUGCUUCUCUUCACGGCCUACGGCGGCCUCCAGAGCCUGCAGAGCAGCCUGUACAGCGACGAGGGCCUGGGCGUGACGGUGCUGAGCACGCUGUACGGCGCCGUGCUGCUGUCCUCCAUGCUGCUGCCGCCGCUGCUCAUCCGGGCGCUGGGCUGCAAGUGGACCAUCGUCCUCUCCAUGGCCUGCUACGUGGCUUUCUCCCUGGGCAACUUCUACGCCAGCUGGUACACACUGAUCCCCACCUCCAUCCUGCUCGGCCUGGGCGCGGCCCCACUGUGGUCGGCUCAGUGCACCUACCUCACCAUCGCGGGGAACUCGCACGCAGCGCAGGCGGGAAAGGUGGGCCUGGACGUGGUGAACCACUAUUUCGGCAUCUUCUUCCUCAUUUUCCAGUCGUCGGGCGUGUGGGGCAACCUCAUCUCGUCCCUCGUGUUCGGCCAGAUGCCCACUCAAGGGGCCAUCCCCGAGGAGCAGCUCCUGUCCUGCGGGGCCAACGACUGCCUGAUGGCCACGGCGCCCGGCAACAGCACCCAGCGCCCGACCCAGGAGCUGAUCUACACGCUGCUGGGCAUCUACACAGGGAGUGGCGUCCUGGCCAUCCUGCUGGUCGCGCUCUUUCUCGACCCCAUCAGAGAGGCUCCGGACAAAAGUGAAGGCGAGAUGCCAUCUGUUCUGUCCACUUUGCUGUCAACAUUCAAGCUUUUCAGAGACAAACGCCUGCGUCUCCUCAUGCUGCUGCCCAUGUACAGCGGGUUCGAGCAGGCCUUCCUGGCAGGCGACUACACGAGGUCCUACACCACCUGCGCCCUCGGCAUCCACUUUGUGGGCUACGUGAUGAUCUGCUUCUCGGCCACCAACGCGCUGUGCUCCGAGCUCUACGGGAAGCUGGCGCAGUACACGGGCCGGGCCCCCCUCUACGCCCUCGGUGCGGCCACCCACCUGUCCUGCAUCAUCGCCCUCCUGCUGUGGAGGCCGCACCCCGACCAGCUGCCCGUGUUCUUCGUGUUCUCCGGCCUCUGGGGCGUGGCCGACGCCGUCUGGCAGACGCAGAACAACGUCCUCUUCGGCGCCCUGUUCGCCAAGCACAAGGAGGCCGCCUUCGCCCACUACCGCCUGUGGGAGGCCCUGGGCUUCGUGGUCGCCUUCGGCUACAGCACCUUCCUGUGCGUCCACGUCAAGCUCUACAUCCUGCUGGCCGUGCUGAGCGCCGCCAUGAUGUCCUACGUGGCCGUCGAGGUCAUGGAGUCCAGGACCCGGCCCGGGCCCCCGGCCGCGGUGACGCCAGCCGAGGCGGGAGAGACGCAGACGAAAAUGUGACAGCGCCGCGCUCCACGCGGGCAGCGACCGAGGCUGCGCAGCAGGGGCCUCGAGGCUGUUGUCCACCCUUCACAACCGUGUUAGCAGGAGGUGCCACUCGAGAGACAUAAGAGAGUUUUAUUUUUGUACGUAAAGUUUUUCUAUUCCACCAAGUGUUCGGUCCACCAUCUCUCACCAAUAAGGGUGAAGAGAGCACACAAGAAAAAUCAGUGCCUUUCAGAUGCGAGAGGAGAAGGUUUAGGGCGCGAUCGCUGACGGAACUCACUCCGAGUCCUGGACUCAGCGGCGUGGUCACUGCUGGCGUGGA